CAGUUUUUGGGCUCCGAACGCAAUUUCACGGCUUUAUUGUUGUUCUUUGAAAGUUCGCCUUCUGGCAUCUUUGUAUGAGUAAUAUCAAUCGAUAAGCUAGACUUUGAGUUCGACUUCUGGGCUGAUACAUCGUCACCAAAGCAAACUGAAAUGUUUUGGAGCCGCACGGCACCGGUAGAAUCGAGUUUACUUUGGGGAUCUCGGCACGACUGCAACUUACGCGCCUUUCUAUCCCGAACUAACGCUUAGCGGCGUCCGCAAUACCCGGUGUGGCCCGCACGGUAAUCCAAGUCCACGGAUCUCGCACUUGCGAGACGGCCCGAGAGGAAACUCUGUUUCGAAAUAAGAGGUUCCGAGGAAAAGGACAGGUGCGCAUUCACAAAAGCUGUACGAGCUGUAGCCGUACGUUGGCUUUCGAAGUGAACGCAUAGUAAAUACUAAUGUGUUGCAUGCCUACUCCUUCGAUAUAAAACGAGAGAGGCUGUAACUGAACGAGCGUCGCGGACUUCACAGCGAGGACGCUUUACCAGGCAGGUGGACAGCCAUUACGAACUGUAUGUCGCAAAUUUGCUGUAGCACGUUUCUAAAGUGUCCCAAGGAGCGGACAAGAUAAGAUAUGAGUAGCGGCGGGCCAACUCAGCUCCGGCCGGGAGGAGGAACGAGUCCGACGAUAGCAGGUUCGCCAGGUGCUGGUGGUGGUUCGUCAGAUGGCGCAGAUGGGCAACCACCCGAGGCCGGCAAAGCGCCGCUGUUGCCUCUUUUGGACCCCGCAGGUCUUGGCAAGAAACGCGUGACCGACCUUCGCGUAGAGGCAGCCGAUCGACCGCUCUCGUACUGCCUCAAAUGUACCGAGGGGAUUUUUCAGGGACGGUACCUUUACCCCUCCCUCGGGGGAGAGAUCUUCGGCUCGGACCCGACUGAGAGUAGUAUAACUAUGCUCAUUGAAAAUGCCGAUCUCGCGCCAGUGCAUGCGAGAAUUGACGCCACGCCGGCCACAUCAUCAACUUCGCAAAGUGCUCCUUCAGGCCGGCCAACAUUGUAUCUUCAACCAGAAGCAGGCGAGACGUGGACAGCGCUUCGAUGGAACAGAAGUUUGCAGGUGAGAAUAGCGACGCACUUUAGUACCUGAUGUACUUCUAGAAAUUCUUUUUAGUCUGAUUCCUCAUGGCUUGAGUUGAUUUCGUAUGAUUGUCAAACUUACUCUUCAAUGAUUCUUGAUGUGAAUUCAGGUCGAGAUUGAGAAGAGCAAACUGUCUUUUCCAAAAACCUACUCGACACUAGAUCCAGCCGGGACAAGAAGUGCAAUUUACAUCGAACGAAGGGGGGCAGCUUCCGUGGAGUCUACGACUUAAAGUCGAAGAGGGUCCGGAAAUCGAGGAUGAAAUCCUAGAAUGGCUCAAGCUGUACAGCAGCGAGGACAGCAGGGACAGCGUAAGCACAUCGUGUCGAAAACUGGAAGACUUAAGAGGGAAAACUGCAGAAGAGGUUAUAACGGAUCCAGCAAGAAUCACAGACGGAAUACGGAAUGGGUUCGACGAGCUUCCGCGACAGUAUUUUUAUCGCUAUGUGAAAAUUAUUCAAGUAGAUGAUUCAGCAGCUAGCAGUUUUCAUUCCUGAGAAAAACUAUGCGACCCUCUUAAUAAUUAUGGAUGCAGCUGCAGGGCGAUGACGGCACUGAUUUCGCUUCCACUGAGAAAUGCAAACUGUUCUCAUUCUCAGGUUUCCAGAAGGAGUUGCGUAUCCGAAGAGGCGGCUAGUGGUGAGAAACGAGGAAAGCGGCAAGGAGUAUGCGAAUGUGGCAUGGAGCGGCGGUUUUCUGGUCAUAGAAGGUCAGCGGGCGCACGGAAACGGGCAGGAUCCGCGGUCUAGUCCGCUUUCAGCCACGCCGGCAUCGCGGCUUGACCAGAGCCUUCCUGGCAGCCUCAGCCCGAGUCAGCGACGCAUUGGCGGUGAAGGCGCACAGAGCUUGAUGGGUAAGAUGAUAAGAUUCCUAGAUUGACAACUUGGACACACAAAUUAAGUACGUAUGAAAUAUAUUAUCCCAGAAAAUCAUUGCCGAAUUUUCAGCCAUGAGCUGCAGGGGAAGAAUAACAUAAGAACAAAUUAUACAACUGAGGAACGACUUUGAAUUAUUAUCCCAGAAAAUUUUCUUGUGAUUUGCAUAGUGUUCUCUCAAGUUUCAUAUCGCUGCACUUUACAGCCGUUCCCUUUUGAUUUUCACAGCACAAGCAAUGCAGCAAUUUAAUCGUCUGAAGACGGAUGGUUUGUCAGAAGGUCGGGAGGAGAGUUUUCGAAUAUGCUACUGCAGUAAUGGUUCAUACUAUUGCCAUUUUGAAAACGAACCUAGCAGUAGCUCGAGACACUGGCUCAGGCUACGACAAGGGCAACGGCACAGCUUACAGCCGGGCGACUCGUUCAAGAUAGGCUCCCUAGAGUUCGCAGUUUUAAGGUACUCGUCCUCACACACCAACAACAAAGACAAAAUUCCAUUUCACCUUGAUACAACAGCAUUUUGAGUUUUUUGCAACAGGUUCGUGCAAGAAAUCAAUGAAAGUCGUUAAUGAUCUUGCUGCGUGCUGUGACUUUCACGUGUUACCGAUAAUUGUCAACAAAGGUAUAACUUCGGCGCAGCGUCUGAGAAGGGGUUCAGGGCCCAUAUGGAGGAUGCAGACUUCGUCGAGCAGGACCUUGCAGUUUCAAGUCAUCGGCUCUGUAGUAUGUAUGCCGUCUAUGAUGGGCACAGUAAGCGAGAUUGUGUGGACUACAUUAGAGUGCGGUUGCAUCUCGAGAUAGCAUACAAUCUGCAGCAAGAGGUCGACUCCACCGAAGACGUACUGCUUCUUUGAUUCGAAUCCUUCCACUUUUUGUCGUGCAGUCUUCUUUCACAAAUAGUAGGCAUCGUCUUUUAAAGCAUGAUUUGUCAAGAGAUAAGCACAUAGAUUUGGCUUUGCUUUGAAAAUCUUCAAGGUUCACGAGCUAGUUCGAAAAGCUUUGUGGGAUAGUUCGCUGUCGGUAGACGACGGAUUUAAAGUGCAUCGGAAUGCUGACGCGAGCGAGGCUAGUUCCGGAUGUGCUGCGAUCUUUGCAAUUUUGUUAGGCGCGUCGCUAUAUGUGGCUUGUGUCGGCGACAGUCGUUGUGUCCUGAGUCGCGGGGGCACGGCGUAUGACCUUAGUUGGGAUCAUAGGCCUGACCGAGCCGACGAAAGACAGAGGAUUCAGGAGCGUGGGGGCUUCGUUUCCUUCUCCCGAGUUCUAGGUCGUUUGGCAGUGUCCCGCGCUUUCGGAGAUUUCGAAUACAAAGAGCUAGCACUAGAGCAAGUCACAGGCCCACUAGUCAUUGCAGAACCAGAAAUCAGGUGCGUUUUGCUUCGCAAUUCGAUAGUUGUAAAUUAUUUUCAGUGAUCUCACAAUCAAUGCUUCUUAAUAUUCUAAGGUCUACACGCUUAUUUUCAGCUCUGAUGAUAUUGUCAGGAGUAGCGUGAGGUGGACACAUGCAUUCUUAUUAUGAGCUAAAAAGACCACCACGGUCUAGAUCUUUAUUUUACUUUUACUACGUGGUAGCUAUGUCUUGGAUUCUUCACUGUCGUUGCUACUUUCGCUGAUUUCGAUCUGCUCAUCUUUCAAGGUAUACGGAGCUUCAAGCAACCGAUGAGUUUCUGAUACUGGCUUGCGAUGGCCUUUGGGACGUGAUGGAAUCACAGGAAGCCGUAAACUUCGUCAAAAGUCGUGCGGUGGGGCCCGAAGUCGAUCCCGGAGCGGUACCUUUUUGCUAACCUUGUUUAGGCCUCUCGCUGAUAAACGAAGGUCUUGGAACAUAACUGUGAUUUAGUCGUGAAGGCAAGUAUCUUCUAGGUGAAGUCUGAUCUUUGACGUACCGACCACGGCUUCGGUCAGUUGCGUAUGAUCUUCCGAGUGGUAUCCAUAUUCAGCGACCUUUCCAAUCUAAAAUCAAACCAGAUUGCGCGGCAGAUCGUUUACGAGGCAAUUCAUGUUAGAAAAUCGCGAGACAACGUUUCUUGUGUGCUGGUGUUUUUUCAAAAAUCCGCAGUGGACGGAGAACCGCCAGUGCCGGUAGCCUCUAACAGUCUGCCGCAAGGCGUCGAAAUAGUAGACUGAGGACAAACUACCGUUCUUUUCCAAGCCCUCGGUCCUACUGUUCGCUCUUCAGUUCUCGUGAGGUGAAGCGAAUAGAGACGGUCUCUUCGAAAUGCUCGGCAGGAGCAGGAUUAGCAAACGAUUAGCAUUGUAGCAUUAGCCUUAGCCACUCCUGAUUUUUGCAAAUUAGGAUUUUGGUAAAGGAACUCCGAUUUCUUUGAUGUUUAGGGAUAAGAUUUUCGCUGUUUACUUUGUCCAAGCAAUAGAAUCUUUUACAAGUUACAUUCGUCACCGUCGCGUCCUAGUUGACAGAAGCUUUUACUUCAGUCAUCAACGAAUCUCGUUGUAGCGUUUCCGUGUAUCCAAGUCACGUCACCGUUAGAAUGAAUUGUCUUUUCUUGUGCCCGUUGAGAAAAAGGUUUCCGGUAUAGUUGUCAUCGUAACUACUGUAAGAACGCCGAAGGUCUGGUCCUUCAAGACCCGUCAUGUUGAAUCUCUCGACCACGUAGGUAUAAUCUUCAUGAACUCAUAGGUCAUUGGGCAAGGGGGGCUCAUUGUGCUCAUCUAAUCAAACAUGACAUGACGUUCUUUAGUUGAAUAGCAGGUGCUAGGCAUUCACACCGUGUUUCUAAUCACUUUUUGUGUUUGCAAGUGGAAACACAAUGUGCAUUUGCAAAGAUUGAGGCAGCAGGGUUGGCGCGAUCUAAUGCUGCUCUCCCUGUAUAGUAGAAAAAGGAGAUAUGAGCCCCUGCCUUUCUGCAAAUGAUAAAUAUGUCCUCCAUUUUACGCAUUCUUGAGGACGUUCGUAGUUGCCCACCGUGUGUUACAGGAGCCCUUGAUAAAAAUGAAAGAUGAUAAUGUAACUAAUGUGGUAUGAGGACAUCGAUCACGCCCUAUGCUAAAGACCUUUAACUUUUUCAAUUGCGUGCCUAGGCGGACAUCGAUAGUCCUUUUGAACACGAGAGUUUGUGUGCUUGCGGAGAAUCCACUGCCUUGAUGCUAAGGUCCAACGAUAAUUGGUGCUCUCACUGAGGCAUAUCCGUUGAGAUUGAGUUUCAAUUUUGAAGAAUCCGACGUGCAAGAGGGUGUUGAGCAGUAUCGUUCAUACUGCAUCGUUACCAUGCGUAGCCUUGUCCUAGUACACACCAUAAUGAUUUUCGAUUUUGUAGUUUCUUCCAGUUUUCUCCUACCUACCUUGAAGCCUCUCCUCUCUGCCUUCAAAAGUCACAAGCAUAAUGGAUGAUACUCAUGAAAGAACUCACUUUCAUGAGACGCCCCAUUCCGCACCCUGUCGAAUCAUAAACCCCAAUCGCUAGGAAGAGGCCCAGCAAAUCCAAGGGAGAAUAGCGCUGGACAAGGCGUCCUCUUAAGAACGUGAAGGACAC
Amoebophrya sp. A25 is the source of this 5480-nucleotide messenger RNA. Lineage: Eukaryota; Dinophyceae; Syndiniales; Amoebophryaceae. The record is from the annotation of a GenBank genome assembly.